AUGUCGCUCCCGGAGGGCGUGUCCGUGGACACCUCGCGCGGCGUCCCCGUGCUGCACAUCGCGUUCGACGGCGACGACGCGCGUCGUCGCGCCGCGGACGCGCCCGGCCCGACCGCGCGGCUGCGGCACCCGACCACGGGCGCGGACGUCCACGUCAUCGGCACCGCGCACGUCAGCGGCGCGUCCGCGGACCACGUCCGCGCGGCGAUACUCGCGGAGCGCCCGGACACGGUCGUCAUCGAGCUCUGCCCGGGGCGGCUCGCGUCGCUCGUCGAGCGCGCGCUGUCGACGCGCUCGCGAACCGCGCACCACAAGGUGGGGACGUUCGGAGACGCGCUGCGCGUCGUCGUCAGCGGCGGGUUCGUACCCACGGCGCUGAGCGUCGCGUACGCGUGCGUCGGCGCGGUCAUGGGGGGCGUCCCGGGCGCGGAGUUUUUGGCUGCGGUGGACGCGGCGAAGGACGUCGGCGCUCAGGUCGUCCUCGGCGACGUCGACGAGCGGCUGAUCUUCGCGCGCAUCUUGAGCCGGAUGACGUACGGCGACGACGCGUGGAAGCGGUGGAAGCUCGACAGGGAGGCGGCGGCGGCGGCGGCGUCGUCGUCGUCGAGCGGCGGCGGCGGGAAGGAGGAGGAGGACGCGGAGCGACGCCGCGUCGACGCCGCGACGGCGGCGGUUCUGGACGACGACGCGGCGGUGCUCGUGAAGGGCAAACGGACGGAGGUGCCGAGGCGAUGGCGCGAGGGCGUCGUGCGCGCGAUCGUCGCGGCGAAGUGCGAGAACCCCGGCGACGUCGAACGCGCGUUGUACGGCGUCCUCGACCCGAGCGGAGAGGUGGACCCCGCCGACGUGGCGACGUUGAGGAAGUGCGGGACGCGCGCGAUGGACUUUGUCAUGGCGGAGAUCGCCACCUCCGGCGACCUGACGAAGCUGAUGAAGGGCGACGCGGCGAAGAAGGGCGAGCAGAAGUGGGCGUGGGCGACGAUGGAGACGCUGUCGACGGACCGCGACCUGGUCUUGGCGCACUCGCUGCAGCGGUCGCGACGCGCGAAGAGAAUCGUCGGCGUCGUCGGCGCCGCGCACGUCCGAGGGAUCGAGCGCCUGUGGGAGGACGUCCCGACCGCGGCGUCGCAGCGCGCGUACGACGGCGCGCUGUCGCCGACGCCGUUUGGGCGCGACGCGCGCGGCGGGAGCGCGUGGGACAGGACCCGCGAGAUGAUUUUUUCGAGGGAGUUUGCGUACAUUUGCGGCGCGGCGGUUUCGCUCGGCGUCGCGCGCGGCGCGUAUUCGGUGGUCGAGAACGCCAGGGCGAACGUCCGGCGCCUGCGCGCGAGCGGAAUGUCCGACGAGGAGAUCAUGAGGUCGCCCAAAACCAAACUGUUGGAGGCGCCCCCGCGCGCGGCGGCGUCCGUGGGACGGGCGCUGCGGUCCGCGGCGAGGACGACGGCGAUCGUCGUCGCCGUCCCCGCCGUCGUCGCCGCCGCCGCCGCGUGCGUCGGCGCGAGCGCGCUCGUCUCUCUCGGGAACCUCGCGACGCGGCUCGAGGCCGCGGCGUCGAGAGCGGAGGAGGCCGGUAUCGUCGCGCGACGGCGGCCGGAGCUCAGGUCGAAGAGGUGGGGGAACGAGGUGGACGAGCGCGGGAACCGUCUGGUGCAAGUCGAGGCGAUCAACGCGGUGAGCAAAUACGACAAGGGGGUCGACGGCGGCGGACGCGGCGGCCGCGGACGCGGCGGCGAGAUGUUGUAUCGAUAG
Messenger RNA from Micromonas pusilla CCMP1545, 1749 nucleotides. RefSeq lists its product as uncharacterized. The record is from RefSeq and is a predicted model, not a curated record. The coding region runs from base 1 to 1749 and encodes 582 amino acids. The transcript is spliced from 2 exons. Lineage: Eukaryota; Viridiplantae; Chlorophyta; Mamiellophyceae; Mamiellales; Mamiellaceae.